CUCUAUCAAGACGUUUUGUAUGAAAUGCAGUCUUUUAAGAAGCAUUAACUUUACGUGUCAGUAUCUCUCUUUAAGAUGAACUUUCUAAAUACAAACUCAAAUUGCAUUGUCUUAAAUUGCGUUUGCUUUUAUUCUCUUAACUUGAUGUACCGUCAUGUGUACACGCACACGGUUUCACAACGUCUUCAGCUUCUACUCUGGAGGAGAACGAGUUGGUUAGUGGACCUAGAGUUAUAUAUUCCACAGAAAACCUGUACAAUGACUGUCAUGUUUUUUUUCUGUUAUAAAUACAUUUAUCAAUACACCAAUAUACAGGACAAACCAUCAGCAUCUUUUCUUUUUCUAAUCGUUCUUACGAGUUCAUCCUGUACAAUGAUCUCACCAUAACUUGAAUUAGCAGAAGUUCUGGGGCAGGGCUUAGCAAGCACUUCACCUCGGGAACCCCAAAAUGAACUUUUCUAGAGGAUGGAGACCCCCACUGUCCCUAUUUUAGUAAGUUUUUGCAAAAAAGGCGAAAAGCAGAACAUAUAAUCUCCAUGUAUAAACUGAAGGACUGAGUGGACAUUCACAAAGUAAUAAACACACAGGUCUAUGUAUUUUAAAUUCAGCUCCUUUUUUGUAUUUUUGUAUCGACCCCUCUCAGUGUCUCACGACCUCCCAGGGGGUCACAUCCUGCACUUUAGGAACCUAUUUUCUGGAGGUUUUUUAAAAAUCUAAUCACAGUCUCUCACAGCUGUUAUGUUUGCUCUGUUGAUUUUUUUUUGUUGUCUUCGCUGAGAUCUCGCCUUUUCCCUUAAUCACAGGUGUCAUCGAGCACAGUGCGAGCUCUCCCAGCUGUUGUACCUCUGCGCUCUCCUCAUGUUGACUCUCUCUCUGCUUUAACAAUAGAAAUCUUCACGGUUAAAAAGGCUUUGCUGAGAUGGAGAUGAAGGCAAACGGCCAUGGACGCCCUGAGGGUUCUCGCCUUCUUCACUCUUAUCGGUGUUUCCAGCAGUCAGAAUCAGACUAAAGACUGCUCAUACUUAACCCUUCUGACCCACCUGCAGCUGACACCAGCCAAUGACGCGCUACAAAUCAUGCGCCCCGUGAAGAACUGGAAAAACCCCACCACGGUCGGGCUGGACAUGUUGAUAUUCGGCAUUUUAAACGUGGAUGAAAAGUAUCAAACUGUCGAGAGUCACAUCUGGAUCCAGAUGAGUUGGAAGAAUGAGUAUCUGUCCUGGAAUCCUUCAGACUUUUGUGGGAUUAACAUGCUGACCGUCCCGAAAUCGAGACUGUGGCUUCCAGAUAUCUACAUCCAAGAGGACGUCUCGGACACUGGGAGUAUCCAAAACAGUAAACUUCUUAAAUUGUUGAGCAACGGUGUCGUGAUUGCAGACUCGCGGCAGCGGCUGACCUCCACCUGUCUUCUCGAUCUCAACCUGUUUCCCUUCGACGCGCAAAAAUGUGAACUCACAUUUGCAUCCAUGAACUGUUUUGAGAAUGAAAUAUUGCUGGGAACACAAAGCAAUGAGUCAUUCCUUUAUAGAAUCUCUGACCAGCUCAUGGUUACACAGGGAGAAUGGGAACUGGAUAACAUGACAAUAAGGAGUGAAUCCAUAAAAAAGGAAGGUGUAGUGCAAGCCAGACUUGUAUACACGGUUUUAAUUUCCAGGAAGCCAAUGCUUUAUGUGAUCAAUUUUAUCGUGCCGCUGUUCUACUUACUGGUCCUGGAUUUGGCCUCCUUCUUCAUCAAUCAGUCCAGUGGUGAAAAGCUGAGCUUCAAAGUGACCAUUCUGCUCGCCAUCUCCGUCUUACUGCUCAUUCUUCAGGACAUGUUGCCGUCUACUGAGUCCAACAUGCCAUAUAUUGCCAGUUACUGUGUUGCCGUCUUCGCUCUGGUGGGGAUCAGUGUUCUGGAGGCCAUGUUGGUGGGCUUCCUAUAUGACCUGGAUAGUUACUGUGCCAGUAAGCGUGGAUGCUGUGCUGAUACCAAGGAGGAGGUUGAACUGGAAGAUGGCUGCCAAAACGAGCCCUCUGGAGGAGAAGAGGACAUCCAGAUGAAAGAGGAGAAAAGUUUUCUUCCUCUGGACGGUCCCGACGUUCGAAACAUGCUGAAAGGAAUUCUUGAAGAAGUGAAGGCCGCUCGACAACAAGCCAGCAGACAAGGAGAAGAGGAAAAGAAGCCCGGAGGUUACAAAAAAAUAGCAGAGAUCCUCGACCAUUUGUUCUUUGUCUUCUAUUUAUUAACGGUUGUUGUCUUUCUAACGUACAUGUGUAUAGUGUGGUUCAGCAAAAUCUUAAGAUAAUGUGUGACAGUGUAUGCUUUGAUGGAUAAUAACUAAAUAUCAGGUGGCUAUAAACAUUGCUUAACAUAUAAAGCAACAAGAAUACUUGAAUUGAGUCUUCUUGAGUUGUGACUUCUACAUAUUCUUUAUUUAUUAUUCAUAAAGGGGUAACAAUAUCUAUUAACCUUUUAGACAUAAUGAAAAUACAUGUAAACUGCAGAUCAUGAAAUUAACGUAUUUACAGCUGGGUAAAAAUGUCAUGAUUACUGGAUGAAAAUAAAGUUGUAUUGUGUUUAUCUUGGUAGUUUUGUGAACCAGAGUUCUUAUGACAUGUUACAUAUUUAAAAAACUAUUCUGUAAAAGAGGACGGAGGCUUAAAUGUCAUAUCUUACCUCUAAUAUCCGAACAUAAUCCCGACAUACCAGCUCCCUUUUCUGCACAUUCCUGGUCAGCUUGUUAAUGGUGCUUUUUUUCCUUUACUUCACAGCCUCUGCAUAAUCUUCCUGAACCCUUAACUCUCUAGAACAUGAAAAAUGAAAUAACCCUUCCCCUAUAAUGACCAAUUCUCUUGUGUUCUGAUUUGCAUUGGCAGUCAGCAAACUUUUACUUUUACUGUAUUAAAAGAUGCAGCUCAGAAGAAAUGUCUUACAUAACAAGCUAGGAAAAGAAUCACGUAAACCUAAUUUCUCUGGACCUCUUUUAGAGAUUUGGUUUAAAAAUGUUGAAUGGGAGGAUGAAAUGGUUCCUUAUUUUAGUUUGAACGGGUAUACGUGUAUUUAUGUAAUAAACAAUAAAUUGCUUAAAAUUU
Molecule: messenger RNA, 3075 nt
Organism: Labrus bergylta (ballan wrasse)
Lineage: Eukaryota; Metazoa; Chordata; Actinopteri; Labriformes; Labridae
Product: 5-hydroxytryptamine receptor 3A
Biological process (GO): nervous system process; chemical synaptic transmission; signal transduction
Cellular component (GO): plasma membrane; synapse; neuron projection
Molecular function (GO): acetylcholine-gated monoatomic cation-selective channel activity; transmembrane signaling receptor activity
Source: RefSeq, a predicted model, not a curated record